GUCUUCUCGGGGAAGAGAAGCCCUCCAGACAGCCUCUGGAGAGUCUCCGAGUUCCUGCAGCCAUCGGUGGAGAGUGUCCGCUAGUAAACUCUGCAGAGAAGCCACCGUGCCCAAGGCAGUCCCAGGAUGCGGCCAGGACAGGCAGGGGGCGCGCGGACGCUGCUGCAGCUGGUGCUCGCACUUGGCCAAGGCAUUUUAAAUUGUCUGGCAUACAAUGUUGGUGUCCCAGAAGCAAAAAUAUUCUCUGGUUCUUCAAGUGAGCAGUUCGGCUAUGCGAUACAGCAGUUCAUAAAUCCAAAAGGCAACUGGUUACUGGUGGGUUCACCCUGGAGUGGUUUUCCUGAGAACCGAAUGGGAGAUGUGUAUAAGUGCCCUGUUGACCUGUCUACGGCCACAUGUGAAAAGCUAAAUUUGCAAACUUCCACAAGCAUGCCAAGUGUGACCGAGAUGAAAACCAACAUGAGCCUUGGCUUGACUCUCUCAAGGAACGUGGGGACCGGAGGGUUUCUCACAUGCGGUCCUCUGUGGGCACAGCAGUGCGGAAAUCAGUAUUACACAACCGGCAUCUGCUCUGAUGUCAGCCCUGAUUUCAAGCUCUUGUCCAGCUUUUCACCUGCAGUACAGGCCUGCCCUUCGCUUAUAGAUGUUGUGGUAGUGUGUGAUGAAUCAAAUAGUAUUUAUCCUUGGGACGCAGUAAAGAACUUUCUGGAGAAAUUUGUUCAAGGCCUGGAUAUUGGCCCCACAAAAACACAGGUGGGAUUAAUUCAAUAUGCUAAUAAUCCAAGAAUUGUGUUUAACCUGAACACCUUUGAAAACAAAGAUGACAUGAUUGUAGCAACAUCCCAGACAUACCAACAUGGUGGGGACCUCACAAACACAUUCAAAGCAAUCCAAUUUGCAAGAAAUUUUGCUUAUUCGGCAGCUUCUGGUGGACGUCCAGGAGCCACGAAAGUCAUGGUCGUUGUAACUGACGGUGAAUCACAUGAUGGUUCAACGUGGAAAGCUGUGAUUGAUCAAUGCAACGAUGAUAACAUACUGAGGUUUGGCAUAGCAGUUCUUGGGUACUUAAACAGAAAUGCCCUUGAUACUAAAAAUUUAAUAAAAGAAAUCAAAGCUAUUGCCAGUAUCCCAACAGAAAGAUACUUUUUCAACGUGUCUGAUGAGGCAGCUCUACUGGAAAAGGCUGGGACAUUAGGAGAACAGAUUUUCAGCAUUGAAGGUACCGUUCAGGGAGGAGACAACUUCCAGAUGGAAAUGUCGCAAGUGGGAUUCAGUGCGGAUUACUCUCCUCAAAACGAUAUUCUGAUGCUAGGUGCAGUAGGAGCUUUUGGAUGGAGUGGGACAGUUGUCCAGGAAACAUCUCAGGAACAUUUGAUUUUUCCAAAGCAAGCCUUUGACCAAAUUCUGCAAGACAGAAACCACAGCUCAUAUUUAGGUUACUCCGUGGCUGCGAUUUCUACCGGACAAAGCAUCCAUUUUGUGUCUGGAGCUCCUCGGGCAAAUUAUACUGGCCAGAUAGUGCUCUACAGUGUUAAUGAGAAUGGCAAUGUCACAGUUAUUCAGACUCACAGGGGUGACCAGAUUGGCUCCUACUUCGGCAGCGUGCUAUGUUCCGUUGAUGUGGAUAAAGACACCACCACAGAUGUGUUGCUGGUAGGUGCGCCAAUGUACAUGAACGACCUAAAGAAAGAGGAAGGAAGAGUCUACCUGUUUACCAUCAAGAAGGGCGUUUUGGAUCAGCACCAGUUCCUGGAAGGGCCUGAGGGCACUGAAAAUGCACGGUUUGGUUCAGCGAUUGCAGCUCUCACAGAUGUCAACAUGGAUGGUUUGAAUGAUGUGAUUGUUGGUUCGCCUUUAGAAAACCACAACUCUGGAGCUGUGUACAUCUACAAUGGCCGCCGUGCUCCGCAGAGCACCAUUCACACAAAGUACUCUCAGAAAAUCCUGGGAUCGGACAGUUCCUUUCCAAGCCGUCUCCAGUACUUUGGGAGAUCCCUGGAUGGCUAUGGGGAUUUGAAUGGAGAUUCUAUCACUGAUGUGUCUGUUGGUGCUUUAGGGCAAGUGGUUCAACUCUGGUCGCAAAGUAUUGCUGAUGUAACGGUGGAUGCUUCAUUCACGCCAGAAAAAAUCACUCUGUUGAACAAGAAUGCUCAGAUACUCCUCAAGCUCUGCUUCAGUGCCAAGUUUAGACCUAACAGUCCCGACAGUCAAGUGGCCAUUGUGUAUAAUAUCACACUUGAUGCAAAUGGAUUUUCAUCCAGAGUAACCUCCAGAGGCUUAUUUAGAGAAAAUAAUGACAGGUGCCUGCAGAAACAUAUGAUUGUGAACCAAGUCCAGAGCUGCUCUGAGCAUGUGGUCCACAUACAGGAGCCCUCUGAUGUUGUCAACUCUUUGGACCUGCAUGUGAACAUCAGUUUGGCAAACCCUGGCACUAGCCCUGCCCUGGAAGCCUAUUCUGACACUGCCAAGGUCUUCAGUAUUCCUUUCUAUAAAGACUGUGGUGGUGAUGGGCUUUGCAUCUCAGAUCUGGUUCUUGAUGUCAAACAGCUGCCAGCUGCCCAGGAACAACCUUUUAUUGUCAGCAAUCAAAACAAAUGGUUAACAUUUUCAGUAACACUGAAAAACAAAAAAGAAAGUGCAUACAACACCAGAAUUGUGAUUGACUUUUCAGAAAACUUGUUUUUUGCUUCCUCUUCUAUGCCGGUUGAUGGGACAGAAGUGACAUGCCAGAUUGCUUCAUCUCAGAAGUCUGUCACCUGCAAUAUAGGCUACCCUGCUUUAAAGAAACAACAGCAGGUGACUUUUACUAUUAACUUCGACUUCAAUCUUCAAAACCUUCAGAAUCGGGCAUCUGUCAGUUUCCGAGCCAUAAGUGAAAGCCAGGAAGAAAACGUGGCAGAUAAUUCAGUCAGCCUCAAAAUACCUCUCCUGUGUGACGCGGAGAUUCACCUGACCAGAUCCACCAACAUCAAUUUUUAUGAAGUCUCAUCGGAUGGGAAUGUUCCUUCUAUCGUGAACAGUUUUGAAGAUAUUGGUCCAAAAUUCAUCUUCUCCCUAAAGGUAACAACAGGAAGUGUCCCUGUCAGCAUGGCGUCUGUGAUCAUCCACAUCCCUCAGUACACCAAAGAAAAGAACCCCCUGAUGUACCUGACCGGGGUGCGCACGGGACAGACUGGUGACAUCCACUGUGAUGCAGAAAUAAAUCCACUGAGAAUUGGCCAAGCACCAUUUCCUGUAUCUUUCAAGAGUGAGAAUUUUCGGCAGAUGAAAGAAUUGAACUGCAGAACUGCUUCGUGUAGUAACAUCACCUGCAGGCUGACAGACCUUCCCAUGAGAGGAGAGUACAUCAUCAAUGUGUCCACCAGGAUCUGGAACUGGACUUUUGCAGCAUCGUCUUUCCAGGCGGUACAGCUGACAGCGGCUGCGGAGAUCGACACUCACAACCCUCAGAUAUUCGUGAUUGAAGAAAACACCAUCACGAUCCCCCUGAUGCUAACGAAGCCUGGCGAGAAGGCAGAGGUGCCAACGGGAGUCAUAGUGGGGAGUAUAAUUGCUGGGAUCCUUUUGCUCUUAGCUCUGGUUGCAAUUUUAUGGAAGCUUGGCUUCUUCAAAAGAAAAUAUGAGAAAAUGAACAAAAAUCCAGAAGAGCUGGACGAGACCACGGAACUCAACAGCUGAGCACCCCAGCAGCCGCUGCAGUGGGUGGACACGGCCAUGUCUCCUCCGGGGCCUGCUGCUCCCUUGGGCAUGAAUGGAUUGCUUUUCAACUCUUAGGUUUUUUGUUUUUGAAAAAUGUAAAGAGGGGAGACUAGCCUGAUAUUUUAAGAGAAACUGCUGGUCAGAUUGGAAUGAAGAAAUUUUA
Molecule: messenger RNA, 3862 nt
Organism: Ochotona princeps (American pika)
Lineage: Eukaryota; Metazoa; Chordata; Mammalia; Lagomorpha; Ochotonidae
Gene: ITGA2
Product: integrin subunit alpha 2
Exons: 30
Coding region: 127-3678 (1183 amino acids)
Biological process (GO): integrin-mediated signaling pathway; cell adhesion mediated by integrin; cell-matrix adhesion
Cellular component (GO): external side of plasma membrane; integrin complex
Molecular function (GO): integrin binding
Source: RefSeq, a predicted model, not a curated record